AUGCUUGAUGCGACCUGCCACAGGCACGGGGGAACGCACAAGUGCUUGAAGGAGCUCUUACGACACAAGCUGGUUCACCAUGAGUCCAAGAAGUAUGACGGGUACCGCCUCACCAACAUGGGGUACGACUUCCUGGCAAUCAAGACUCUCACGGCCCGAGGUGUAAUGAGCAGCGUGGGUCGCAAGAUUGGCGUCGGUAAGGAGGCCGAUGUGUACGAGGUCGCAGACGACGAGGGCAACCGCAUGUGCCUGAAGCUGCACCGGCUGGGGCGCACCUCCUUCCGGGCGGUCAAGUCCAAGCGCGACUACCUGAGGCAGGGCUCCCACUACAGCUGGCUCUACCUCUCCCGCCUCUCGGCGGUCAAGGAGUUUGCCUUCAUGAGGGCGCUGCAGACCAGGGGCCUCCCCGUCCCGGAGGCCAUUGACCAGAAUCGACAUGCGGUGCUCAUGAGCCUGGUGGACGCAUUCCCCUUGGUCCAGAUCAAGGAACUGGCCAGCCCUGCCAGGAUCUACACCCAGCUCAUCGACCUCAUGGAGCGGCUGGCACAGAUGGGCCUGGUGCACUGCGACUUCAACGAGUUCAACAUCCUGAUCAAUGAGGAGGAGGAGAUCACGCUGAUUGAUUUUCCCCAGAUGGUGUCCACCAACCAUGCCAAUGCAGAGGAGCUGUUUGAGCGAGACGUUGACUGCCUCAUCCGCUUCUUCUCCAAGAAGCUGGGGUAUGUGCCAUCGUUGGACUCGGCGCUGAAGCGUGUCCGGCCCAACUUCCAGGCGAGACUGGCCUCGCCGUCUGCCGGGGAUCUGGACUCUGAGCUCCGCGCAUCUGGCUUCAAGCGUGAGCACCAAGCGGCUCUGGACAGGUGA
This is a messenger RNA of Auxenochlorella protothecoides, 864 nucleotides long. Its product is annotated as Serine/threonine-protein kinase rio2. Lineage: Eukaryota; Viridiplantae; Chlorophyta; Trebouxiophyceae; Chlorellales; Chlorellaceae. The transcript is spliced from 7 exons. Gene Ontology annotation, biological process: protein phosphorylation; maturation of SSU-rRNA. Bases 1 to 864 code for a protein of 287 amino acids. The record is from RefSeq and is a predicted model, not a curated record. Gene Ontology annotation, cellular component: nucleus; preribosome, small subunit precursor; cytosol. Gene Ontology annotation, molecular function: protein serine/threonine kinase activity; ATP binding.